AUGGCCCUCUGCGCCAACCUCUGUAACGUUCUCUCCUACUGGCCGUUCGGCUCCUUCCUGUGUCGCAUGCUGAUGACCGCUGACUCCAUGAGCCAGUUCACCUCCAUCUUCUGCCUGACCGUGAUGUCUAUCGACCGCUACCUGGCCGUGGUCCACCCCAUACGGUCUACAAAAUGGCGGCGACCGCGAGUGGCGAAGGUGGUGAGCGCUGCGGUGUGGGCGUUGUCGUUGGUGGUCGUCCUGCCCGUGGUCGUGUUCUCCGGCGUUCAGGACACGUUCAACUCGUGUAACAUUAGCUGGCCGGAGCCGCAGGAUGUGUGGUCGACCGUGUUUAUCCUGUACACAGCUACGCUGGGGUUCUUCGGACCGCUCCUGGUCAUCUGUCUCUGCUACCUGCUCAUCGUGGUUAAGGUGAAGUCUUCAGGUGUGCGGGCGGGCUUCACCAAGCGCCGGCGGUCAGAGCGCAAGGUGACCCGUAUGGUGGUGAUCAUCGUGGUGGUCUUCGUCCUCUGCUGGCUCCCCUUCUUCAUCAUCAACAUCAUCAACCUCAUCAUCAUCAUCCCAGAGUCCUCCGUGACCGCCGGCGUCUACUUCUUCUCUGUCAUCCUGUCCUAUGUUAACUCCUGUGCCAACCCUCUGCUCUAUGGCUUCCUGUCAGACAACUUCAGACAGAGCUUCAGAAAGGUUCUGUGCGUGCGGAAGGCCAACGGCGUGGAGGAUGGUGACCCCAGCGCCCCGAGGAUGGAGAAAACUAGAGAGACGACAAGAGACGACUCCUUCCUGUCGCCUAGGAACCAUGAUGGACACAACGGACACACACCACAGAAUAGCCAGGCCGUCCAAUUGGAGCCUUGUGGUAGCCCAGGGGAGAAAACAAGGCCCUCAGGGCCCACUGUGAUUUGCCAGUCCUCGCUUUAAACUCUCCUGAUUGGCCGGUUUGAAGUCUCUCUGUGUGUCUAUGUCUGUGUCUCUGUCUGUGUCUCUCUCUCUGUCUCUCUCUCUGUUUCUCUCUCUGUCUC
Molecule: messenger RNA, 1019 nt
Organism: Oncorhynchus tshawytscha (Chinook salmon)
Lineage: Eukaryota; Metazoa; Chordata; Actinopteri; Salmoniformes; Salmonidae
Product: somatostatin receptor type 5-like
Exons: 6
Coding region: 1-918 (305 amino acids)
Biological process (GO): cellular response to glucocorticoid stimulus; regulation of insulin secretion; neuropeptide signaling pathway
Cellular component (GO): neuron projection; membrane
Molecular function (GO): somatostatin receptor activity; neuropeptide binding
Source: RefSeq, a predicted model, not a curated record